UUUUGACAAUUCACACGCUGGUCCGUAGUUGGACUCUAUAUUUUACGUUCUAUAUUUUACGUUCUCUGGUUGGACCUUCUCUAUAUUUUACGUUCUCUGGUUACAGCCUUGAAAAAACAGGUCUUUAAAAAAUAUAUCUAUUACAAUUUGAAAACUGUACAAAUUUUUGUAUAAAUUAAAAUUUCCCUACAUUUUCCAACACUUCAAAUUAAUUCACAAUAUUACUUGAAUUCUCCAUAUUAUUGUGAAUGGCACAAUGUGUAUUCUCAUUGGCAAUGCCAAACCGGUGAACUGUCAAAAAACUUAUUAACAGCGUCUCAAAAAAGCACGUAUGCUAUAUUACUGCUAAUUCGUGUGAAUUUUGUUAAAAAGUAUAAAAAUUUAUAACAACCACGUUAUUGAAUAAAUCUCAUAUUAACCUAUUAAAUAAAUAAAGUAGCUAGUAAUGAAUCGCAGACGUCCUCACGAUGGCGAUGAAGAAGGCUAUGAUCACCGUAAUCGCAAGCGUAGACGCGUUUCUGAAAAUCAGGAAAUUGAAGAUAGAUUAGAGUCGCUGAUUUUGAGGGUUGGUGAACGCAGCACAUCAUCAGUAGAAUCAAACUUAGAAGGACUAGUUUCUGUGUUGGAGGCAGAUCUGGGUACAUUUCGUUUAAAAAUAUUACGAAUUCUAUCGGAUUGUGCAGUUAAAAUGCCCGAAAAAUGUACUAUCUAUACGACUUUGGUUGGUUUAUUGAAUGCGAAAAAUUAUAAAUUUGGUGGAGAAUUUGUAGAUCAUAUGGUGAAAACAUUCAAGGAAGCUUUGAAAAUGUGCUGGUGGGAUGCAGCACGUUAUUCGUUACGUUUUCUGGCUGAUUUGGUGAACUGUCAUGUAAUAUCAGCCACUAGCCUCUUGCAACUUCUAGAUACAAUGAUCGAUGUCUCAAACGAAGACACAGUACCACAAGUUCGUCGAGACUGGUUCGUUUUUGCGGUACUCUCCACACUGCCAUGGGUUGGCCGUGAUUUAUAUGAGAAAAAGGAGUCGUCAUUAGAAUCUCUGCUGUUACGCAUUGAAGUAUAUUUAAAUAAACGUUCUAAGAAGCACCAUAAUGCUUUACGUGUAUGGUCCGUGGAUGCACCGCAUCCACAGGAAGAAUAUUUAGAUUGUCUAUGGGCGCAAAUUCGUAAAUUACGACAAGAUAAUUGGGCUGAAAAACACAUUCCACGUCCAUAUCUAGCCUUUGACUCUAUUUUAUGUGAAGCAUUACAACAUAAUUUACCACCUAUAGUGCCACCACCACAUCAUGAGUCAUAUGAAUAUCCCAUGCCGUGGGUUGUUUAUCGCAUGUUCGAUUACACUGAUUGCCCCGAUGGUCCUAAUUUACCAGGUGCACAUUCAAUCGAGCGCUUCUUAAUUGAAGAACACCUUCACCACAUAAUUGAGACACAUAGAUUAGAAAGAAAAGAUUGUGCAGCGCAACUACUGGCGUUCCCCUACAAGAACAAAAUACCUCUUGAAUAUUGCAUUGUUGAGGUUGUGUUUUCGGAAAUAUUCCACAUGCCUACACCACGAUAUCUGGAAAUUGUUUAUGGGUCCAUUCUUAUUGAGUUGUGCAAAUUGCAACCAGCAACACUGCCACAAGUGCUAGCACAAGCCACUGAAAUUUUGUUCAUGCGUAUAGACUCAAUGAAUACAUCAUGUUUUGACCGUUUUGUAAAUUGGUUUUCAUACCAUUUAAGUAAUUUUAAAUUCACUUGGUCUUGGGAGGAGUGGGAUAGUUGUUUGUUGUUAGAUCCAGAACAUCCACGUCCAAAAUUCAUACAAGAAGUUUUACAUAAAUGUUUAAGGUUAUCUUAUCAUCAACGAAUCACGGAAAUGAUGCCUGAAACAUAUGCUAAGCUCAUACCAGUUCCACCGCAACCCAACUAUAAAUAUGCUUCCGAAGAUGCGGCUUCGUUGGCCGGCACUCAAGUGGCCCAUCAGUUAGUGGUGGCCAUCCGUCAGAAAUGCACACCCGAGGAGGUAAUCAAUAUUCUGAAGGAGUUGCCGAAUUCCGGUGAAAAUGCCGAUCAGGAAAUGUCGGAGACAUCAUUUAACCCACUUAAAAUCGACGUGUUUGUGCAGACGCUACUGAAUUUGGGUGCCAAAUCGUUCUCGCACAGUUUUGCAGCAAUAUCGAAAUUCCAUUUGGUUUUUAAGGCACUCGCAGAAUCCGAAGAGGCGCAAAUUUGCAUACUUCACAAUGUUUAUGAGUUGUGGCAGAAUCACCAACAAAUGAUGGUAGUAAUAAUCGAUAAAUUGUUGAAAUUGCAAAUUGUUGAUUGCUCAGCUGUUGCUACAUGGAUAUUCUCCAAGGAGAUGACUGGCGAAUUUACCAAGAUGUAUUUGUGGGAGAUACUCCAUUUGACCAUAAAGAAAAUGAACAAGCAUGUCAUAAAAUUGACUAGUGAAUUAACGGAUGCUAAAGAGAAGUUAGCUAAAGUGGAUUCAUCGUCUAGCGAAUCAGAGGACGAAACAACGCCAAAGCGCAAAAAGCCCAUCAAUCACAUUGAUAAACCAACUGAAGAGAUGGUCGAACGUAUGGAAGAGAAAUUGGAGGCAGCCAAUGUGGAUCAAAAACGUCUUUUCUUGAUCGUUUUCCAACGUUUUAUAAUGAUAUUGUCGGAACAUUUGGUACGUUCUGACACAGACGGACGCGAUCCGGACACCGAUUGGUAUCGCUGGACCAUUGGUCGUCUACAGCAAGUAUUUCUAAUGCACCACGAACAAGUGCAAAAGUAUAGUAGUACACUUGAGACGCUGCUUUUCACAUCGGACUUGGACUCGCACAUAUUGGAAGUGUUUCAUCAGUUUGUAGCUUUAAGGGCUUAAAACAAUUACUUUUAUUUAUGACUACAUUUUUUAUGCGGUCCAUCUAUUCGCAAGCCGAAUCAUAAGUAAACGAGUGAACCCUAAAAUAAAAUAACUGUACUGGGCAAUAUUUCUUUUAAAACUAUCUAAUAUCUGCUGUCAAAUAUAAUAUAGAUUCAUUUGUGAAAAAUGUUAAACGAACUGACUAACUUUACCAACAUUUAGUUAGAAUAUAUUUGAAAUAGUAAUGGAGUUCAAUGUUUCAUUGGUGUAAACUUUUCUAAAAAUGUAAAUGCGAAGAAUUGUAAUAUUGCGUGAUAACUCUGUUAAAUUAGACCCGAAAAUAAGAAUAAAUUUACAAGAAACUAAAAGUUAGAGAAUAUAUUCAAAACAUGAUUAAAAAUAACUUACUAAAACUUCUCAUUGUUCCGACAUGUGGAAAAAACAUUGUUUCAGAAACGGUGGCUCAUAGGAUGCAUUUUUAGGGAUAAUUUUAUGAGUUAGAAGGUUUGUCUGAGGCUGAAAAUACCGAAAAACACAUUUUUGACCUUUGACCUCGAGAAUUUUUUUCCACGUUUCGAAAUGAUGAAAAGUUUUAGUAUGUUAUUUUAAAUAAUGUUUCGAAUACGUUAUCUAGCUUUUAGCUUGUAAAUAUUUGUA
This is a messenger RNA of Bactrocera oleae (olive fruit fly), 3490 nucleotides long. It is a transcript of the gene Cbp80, whose product is annotated as Nuclear cap-binding protein subunit 1. NCBI's taxonomy places the organism in Eukaryota, Metazoa, Arthropoda, Insecta, Diptera, Tephritidae. The record is from RefSeq and is a predicted model, not a curated record. Gene Ontology annotation, biological process: mRNA export from nucleus; nuclear-transcribed mRNA catabolic process, nonsense-mediated decay. Gene Ontology annotation, cellular component: nucleus; nuclear cap binding complex. Gene Ontology annotation, molecular function: RNA cap binding; mRNA binding; protein binding.